Fraxinus pennsylvanica is the source of this 2718-nucleotide messenger RNA. The record is from the annotation of a GenBank genome assembly. Lineage: Eukaryota; Viridiplantae; Streptophyta; Magnoliopsida; Lamiales; Oleaceae.
AUGGCGGGGGGUGUGGCUGUGCAGCUGACCCCGGAGGAAGAAAAGCAAAUCAUCAGGGAAAUUACUACGGCAUCAGGAGCCCAUACCAAAGCCGGCGACACAUUCUAUCUGAUUACGCAAAGAUGGUGGCAAGAUUGGCUCAAAUAUGUAAAUCAAAGCCAAACAAGCGUGAUGAACGAUGGAUCUUUCUCUGACCACAAUUCAGUUGGCUCAAGUGCAUUGGUGAGGCCUCGGAGCAUUGAAAAUUCAGAUUUGAUUUAUGAGACAGAAUCUGAGGAUUCUGCUAAGACUAUUGAGCUUCAAGAUACCUUAGUUGAAGGCACCGAUUAUAUAUUGCUUCCUGAAGGAGUUUGGAAUCAAUUAUAUUCAUGGUAUGGAGGUGGUCCCGUAUUGGCUCGAAAGGUAAUUGACUCCGGCCUUUCUCAAACAGAAUUGUCUGUAGAAGUUUAUCCCUUACGGCUUCAAUUGCAUCUGAUGUCAAAAGGCGAUCAGUCUACAAUAAGAAUAAGCAAAAAGGAAACCAUUGGUGAACUUCACAGAAGAGCUUGUGAGAUAUUUGAUCUUAAAACUAAGCAAGUAUAUAUAUGGGAUUACUUUAGCCGUCAGAAGCAUGCUUUGAUGAAUGACUUGGAAAAGACACUUGAUGAUGCAAAUAUACAAAUGGAUCAGGAUAUUUUAGUGGAGGUUAUCAAUAGUGACACUGGUGGUUGCGUGGGUCCAGUUCAGGAGAAUGGAUCUGCAGACAAUGGAGCCUUAGCUGUUGCUGCUUCACAGUCUAGUUCAUUACCUGCUGGAGGUCUUUAUGUGAACAAAUAUUCAUCUAGAAAUGGUAAUUCAGAGUUGUUGCAGAAUACAAAUGUUGAGAAGGCAUACGGACCGAGUGGCGUUAGUACAAGGGGGUCUUCUUGUGGUCUCACUGGACUGUUGAAUCUUGGAAAUACUUGCUUUAUGAACAGUGCAAUACAAUGUCUUGUUCAUACCCCUGAAUUUGCACGAUAUUUUCGAGACGAUUAUCAUCAAGAAAUAAACCGUCAGAACCCUCUGGGCAUGGUUGGUGAGCUUGCUUUAGCAUUUGGCGAGUUGCUUAGAAAAUUGUGGGCACCAGGGCGAACUCCAGUUGCCCCCAGGUCAUUCAAAGCAAAGCUUGCUCGCUUUGCACCACAAUUUAGUGGAUGCAGUCAACAUGAUUCUCAGGAGCUCCUCGCAUUUUUGUUAGAUGGACUUCAUGAAGAUUUAAAUCGUGUUAAACACAAACCAUAUAUCAAAUCUAGAGAUGCAGAUGGCCGACCUGAUGAAGAAGUUGCUGAUGAGUAUUGGGCAAAUCACAUUGCUCGUAAUGAUUCCAUAAUUGUGGAUGUGUGCCAAGGGCAAUACAAAUCAACCCUGGUCUGUCCUGCCUGUAAUAAAGUCUCAGUUACAUUUGAUCCAUUCAUGUAUCUUUCCUUGCCACUUCAAUCCACCAUCACUCGUAGUAUGACGGUAACUGUUUUUACUUGCGACGGAAGUGCCCUCCCAGCUGCUUGCACUGUAAGUGUUCCAAAGCAGGGACGUUGCAGGGAUUUGAUCCAAGCACUGAGCAAUGCUUGUUCUUUGCAACUCAACGAAAAGCUCCUGCUUGCAGAGAUAAGAGGCCACUUGAUUUACCGAUUUUUGGAGGAUCCAUUGAUAUCGCUGUCUUCCAUAAAAGACGACGACCACCUUGCUGCCUACAAGAUACCAAAAGUUUUGAAGAAAACUAAGUUUCUUCAAUUGAUACACCGCCGGGGAGAACAGGGCGCUGGUAAUUCUCAGAGCACUAUGGGGUGGAAGCCUUACGGAACCCCUCUUGUUUCUCCCAUCUCAUGUGAUGAUACUAUAACUAGAGGUGAUAUCCAGCUGAUGGUAAACAAAAUGCUCUCGCCCAUGUUAAGAAAAAAUAACACUGAAUAUCCAGAUGGUUCCAAUGCGAGACAAUCCUACGGUGGCAGUUUAAAACCAGUGACCUUCCAUAAACUUCCGCUGCAGUUGGUUGAUGAAAAUAAUGCUUGCAUAGAUUUAACUGUUGGUGAGGAUAAGGUGGUUAAGUUGUCAUCAUCAUCUAUGUCGAUCCUUGUAUUUGCUGAUUGGUCACAAAAGCUUUUGGGAAGUUACGAUACCAGCCACUUAGAAACCUUGCCAGAAGUUUGUAAAUAUGGGCAUGUAAACAAGAAAGCUCGAACUGAACCUCUCUCAUUGUACACUUGUUUGGAAGCUUUUCUACGUGAAGAGCCAUUGGUCCCUGAAGACAUGUGGUAUUGUCCCCAAUGCAAGGAGAGGCGCCAAGCAAGCAAGAAGCUGGAUCUUUGGAGGCUUCCUGAAGUGCUGGUUAUUCAUCUUAAAAGGUUCUCUUACAGCAGAUCGAUAAAGCAUAAGCUAGACACAUUUGUAAAUUUUCCAAUUCAUGACUUCGAUGUGACUAACUACAUAGCCAACAAGAACACCCCGCGUCAGAUCUAUGAACUCUAUGCCUUGACAAAUCAUUACGGUGGCAUGGGAAGUGGGCACUAUACAGCACAUAUUAAGCUUCUUGAUGAAAAUAGGUGGUACAACUUCGACGACAGCCACAUAUCAGUAAUCAAUGAAGAAGAUGUCAAAUCAGCUGCUGCUUACGUGCUAUUCUACAGGAGGGUGCAUUCAGAUAAAUCUUCAGCAAGUAAUGGUGCAUACUCGACCGGCGAAUGCCAGAACUACCAUAACUGA